Elaeis guineensis (African oil palm) is the source of this 1384-nucleotide messenger RNA. The record is from RefSeq and is a predicted model, not a curated record. Lineage: Eukaryota; Viridiplantae; Streptophyta; Magnoliopsida; Arecales; Arecaceae.
GGUUGAAGACCCGGACAAAAUCUAAUCUGAAGUCGUGAAUCUUGACCAGCGCCGCCUCGCGCUGCAAACCCAACGGGCGCCAGAUCAAGAAAUUCUCGUCCUCUUCCCGUCGCCUCCCCUGCUCUCCUUCUUGUCCCCCCGUCUGCCCCGAAAGCUUUCCCGAACCGUGGAGCUCGAACUAUAUCGAAAGAAAUGGCGCUUCGAUUCGAUGUCUCCUUCUCUCACCACCUCCCCAACGUCCUCCCUUCCCGCUCGAAAUCCAAAGCAUCCUCUCCAUUCCCCUCGGUUCCCUUGCCGUCUCGAUCGCGGCUCCCCCUCUCCCACCGUCUGCCCGCAGGUGUAGUAUCCGUGACGAAGGAUGGAAUCGCUUUGAAUCGGAAUAAGAAUCAAAAUUGGGUUAGAUGUUGUGCGAAAAGGGUACAAGAAAGCGAGGGUGGAGCUGUGAAAGAGAAGAGCGUUUCCGUGGUGCUUUUAGCGGGAGGAAAGGGAAAGCGGAUGGGAGCAAGCAUGCCAAAGCAAUAUCUUCCACUUUUAGGACAACCAAUUGCAUUGUAUAGUUUCUACACUUUCUCACAAAUAAGUGAAGUAAAAGAAAUAGUCGUUGUAUGUGAUCCAUCUUAUAAGGAUGUAUUUGAAGGUGCUAGUGAGGAGAUACAAGUAGGUAUUAAGUUUGCACUUCCAGGGAAGGAGAGACAAGAUUCUGUUUUCAAUGGAUUUCAGGAAAUUGAGGGAAGCUCAGAACUUGUAUGCAUCCAUGAUUCUGCGAGGCCUCUUGUUACGUCUGGAGAUAUUAAAAAGGUCCUGAAAGAUGCUUGGCUGAAUGGGGCAGCUGUUCUUGGUGUUCCUGUGAAGGCUACCAUAAAAGAGGCCAACAGUGACUCUUUUGUGGUAAAAACCCUUGACAGGAAAACUCUUUGGGAAAUGCAUACUCCACAGGUUAUCAAGCCCCAUUUGCUCAGAGAUGGUUUUGAGCUUGUCAACAGGAAUGGUCUUGAAGUCACUGAUGACGUGUCUAUUGUGGAGCACCUCAAACAUCCUGUUUAUAUCACAGAGGGUUCUUAUACAAACAUCAAGGUUACAACUCCAGAUGAUCUAUUGCUGGCAGAACGAAUAUUGAAUAUGAGAGUGGGUGUACCUUUGUAAUCAUUUUUUCAACAUCUUCUCAAAAUUCCUUCUAUACACAGAGAAAGGCCUCUUCCAUUUUUUUUAUCCUACUAGGAUGUCCUGAAGCGAUUUGAACUCUGCAAUUUCCAUAAGUUAAGAGCUAUUGACUUGAUUCUGCUUUGUUUCCAUGUGGUUUCCUUCUUGAUGAUUAUAACCAAAGUUUCACCAUGUUCUGUAAACAAUACUUUGUUCUUUGAAGCAUCAGCAGGCUUCUAUCAUA